AAGACAUAACCUCAAUUUUCCCAUAUCCACCAAAUAAAUAGUAUUCUCGUUGAUUCCGUUUUAUUUGUGAAGCAAAUAGUAGCAGUUUGUUUUAGUUCGGAAAAAUGGUGAAAAAGAAGAUUACAAGUAAGAAGCUAUAUGAAUUGCUGGUGAAUUGCAGGAAGCCAGCCGAAAAUGCAACCUAUAUGCAAAACCGAAAUCCACGUAAUUUAGAAAUGAUGAGAAUCGCCUAUCGGCCCGACGGAUACCACUUGGAAACGCCAGGAAGGAGAUUUUGGCAUAAAUUGGUGGUCGACAAGAGUGCAAAAGGUUUGACAGCGAAAGUUCAGCAUUACACAGGUCGAAUAGUAUUGGAGUCGAGUACUGAAGAAUGGUCAUUGGCAAAACAACUCUACAGAACGUAUGAUAUGGCAGCGUACAUCAACUUUGGCCGUAUAUUCGCACAAAGAUGCCUUGAAGCGGGUAUUAUCGAAGUGGAAAACUUCAAUGAGGCGAUACCAGGUGGAAAAUUGGAUAAAUUUUUAAAAGAACUCGAAAAGAAUGGCCUUAAAUUAACUGAAUCACCGCAAUACGUUAAGAAACAUGCUCCCGACACCAUUCGAAUGGACAAACCAUGGAUGAUACAAAAUGACUAG
This is a messenger RNA of Sitodiplosis mosellana (orange wheat blossom midge), 635 nucleotides long. It is a transcript of the gene mRpL18, whose product is annotated as 39S ribosomal protein L18, mitochondrial. Bases 105 to 635 code for a protein of 176 amino acids. Gene Ontology annotation, cellular component: mitochondrion; ribosome. The record is from RefSeq and is a predicted model, not a curated record. NCBI's taxonomy places the organism in Eukaryota, Metazoa, Arthropoda, Insecta, Diptera, Cecidomyiidae. The transcript is spliced from 3 exons. Gene Ontology annotation, molecular function: 5S rRNA binding; structural constituent of ribosome. Gene Ontology annotation, biological process: translation.